AUUGCCAUUUUUUGGGGACGAAAGGAAUAUUAAUAAAAAUUUAUAAUUUAGAAUAGCCAAGUCACGUCAAUGAAUUUCUGUCUGAAUACACAAUUAAGCACCCGUUACAACUUCACAGUGGCAUCUGCCGGAAAAUCCAUAGCCAUGGCCAACUCCGUUAGAGUCGCCGCUGCUCAGAUGACGUCCGUUAAUAAUCUCGCCGUUAACUUCGCUACUUGCUCUCGCCUCGUUAAGGAAGCAGCUUCAGCAGGGGCUAAAUUGCUAUGUUUUCCUGAAAAUUUCUCUUUUGUGGGAGACCUACAGGGAGAGAGUCUUAAAAUUGCUGAGACCCUAGAUGGACCUAUUAUGACAGGCUAUCGUUCUCUUGCAAGGGAAUCAAAUAUUUGGUUGUCGCUAGGAGGAUUCCAAGAAAAAGGGAGUGAUGAUGCACACUUGCGCAACACUCAUGUUCUCAUUGAUGAUAAUGGAAAUAUUAGGAGCACGUACAGUAAGAUGCAUCUAUUUGACGUGGAUGUUCCUGGAGGUGCAGUUUAUAAAGAGAGCAGUUUCACUGAAGCUGGAAAUGAUAUUGUUGUGGCGGACAGCGCUUGCGGACGUUUAGGUCUCACCGUUUGCUACGAUUUAAGAUUCCCUGAACUGUAUCAACAGCUGAGGUUCAAUCAUGAUGCACAGGUUUUGUUAGUGCCUGCCGCUUUCACAACGGUGACUGGUCAGGCACAUUGGGAGAUACUUCUUCGUGCUCGUGCAAUUGAAACACAGUGUUAUGUAUGGCCAUCAUCUGUUUUAGUCAUAGCUGCUGCUCAAGCAGGGAAGCAUAAUGAAAAAAGGGAAAGCUAUGGAGAUACCUUAAUAAUUGAUCCGUGGGGAACAAUAGUUGGUCGGUUAUCAGAUCGGACGUCAACAGGUAUUACUGUUGCAGAUAUUGACUUCUCAUUAAUAGAUUCAGUCCAAGCAAAGAUGCCAGUGUCUAAGCAUCGCAAGCCUGCUGAAUUCUGGAAUCAACAUCCAUAAGUUGGUGGCUAUGUCCUUUUGAUAGUUGCCGCUGUAAGCUGCUUACAGGUAGCACAGGUCAUGUAAUUCUCAACAUAAUAUAAACAUGUACAUUAGACAUAAUAUCCCUUGUCUACCAGUAGCAGCUACUAAUGCUGAAGUUUUUCAUGUCUCUAUUAUGAAUUAAAGUUAUCCUUCCUUUCAUUUAUAUUCAUGCUCGCGGGACAUUACAACUAU
This is a messenger RNA of Nicotiana attenuata, 1227 nucleotides long. RefSeq names its product nitrilase-like protein 2. Gene Ontology annotation, molecular function: hydrolase activity, acting on carbon-nitrogen (but not peptide) bonds, in linear amides. NCBI's taxonomy places the organism in Eukaryota, Viridiplantae, Streptophyta, Magnoliopsida, Solanales, Solanaceae. Bases 70 to 1011 code for a protein of 313 amino acids. The record is from RefSeq and is a predicted model, not a curated record. The transcript is spliced from 9 exons.